Messenger RNA from Metarhizium brunneum ARSEF 3297, 864 nucleotides. RefSeq lists its product as uncharacterized. NCBI's taxonomy places the organism in Eukaryota, Fungi, Ascomycota, Sordariomycetes, Hypocreales, Clavicipitaceae. The record is from RefSeq and is a predicted model, not a curated record.
AUGGCAGGCCCCAAAGACGGUGACACGGUUGAUGUCGCGUAUACAACAUGUCCUAUGACGGCAACAGAGAAGACUCAGAGCCCGGCUGCACAUGAUUCCGCCGUUGUCAAGAAGCCAGUCUCUCCGUGGACCCGGCUGGGGAUGGCCAGCAUGCUCCUGGACCUUGUCUCCCCGGCCGCCAUAUCCGUGGGUGAGGCGCAGCAUGUCCGCACAAUCGGAAGCAACGAUACCGCUGGUAGUCCGUGGACCAUGGUCGGUAACGGGACUGAUGCCCCCGUCCUACGGGUGACGGCCUGCAUGGCCAACCUCGGCGUGGACACCUUCAUCGCGGACCUGCACAGCAACUGGGACGGGCUGGAGCCCCCCGUGUCCUGGGACUUGUCCGCGGAGCGCUACAACCAGCACCACGGCCGCGCGCGCUCAGCUGGGCCUCGUUCGGACUGGCAAUCCUUCCUCCCUAAAUACGAGCUGCCGUCCAACAUCUCUUCCAUCGUCAACUUCACCGUGCUCCCCCCAGGCGGCGUCUGGACCUUCACGCGGGCUCUUGCCAGCAGCUUACAGAACCCGCAAAGCACCGACUUCACUUCGGUGCAUAGCAACCAGACCGCAGACCGGGGUGUUAUCCUUUACCGGUACGAAAACAACGCCCACGAGGCGCAUUCCAGUUUGUUUCAGGAUACUCUAAACCAGACGCAGAGCCCCGCCGUGGCCCUGCAGGCGCUUCUCACACGCAUCUGCCAGAUGGUCUAUUAUGAGAAGCUACCGCGACUCAACGAGAGCGGGCAUGCCGAAACUGCCUUUUCACACGUUACCGUGCUUCCCACUCGUUGGACCGGGUUUGGGGUCGGCAUGGGCUUGCACUAA